Molecule: messenger RNA, 792 nt
Organism: Saccostrea cuccullata (small rock oyster)
Lineage: Eukaryota; Metazoa; Mollusca; Bivalvia; Ostreida; Ostreidae
Exons: 4
Coding region: 1-792 (263 amino acids)
Source: RefSeq, a predicted model, not a curated record
AUGGCGCUACAUGUAUACCUUGUCCUGGUUUUUAUUCUCCUCACGACUCAUGGAGAACAGACACAGACCGGAAUCUGUAAAGACGUCUUACAGGGUUACCUGACAGGGAAACUUUCCUAUCAGGUAGAGGCCCUAAAGCAGGAAUUCAAAAGCUUCAAAGACGUCAUCAACGUCAUUGAGGAAUCGAUGAAAAAGUUCAAGGACGCAGUUAACGCUAGCAUACAGGAAGGAGGUAUUGCAAACAGAGACAUUAUAUAUACAAGAUGGGGAAAGAAAAAGUGUCCUUCAAACGCAAAAUUAGUCUAUUCAGGAUUCGUCGGAGGAUCGCAUGCUGGUCAUAAAGGAGCAGCUGUAGAACCUCUUUGUUUACCGAGGGACCCAGAGUGGGGGUUGUACAAGGAUGGAUUUGAAGGAGCUAAAGCUUAUAUAUUCGGAGGAGAGUACGAAGCAAACACCUUCACAGGUCACUUUACGUCACUCCAUGAUCAUAAUGUACCGUGUGCUGUGUGUCUUGUUCAAAAAAGAUCUGUAGUAAAAAUGUUCCCAGCAAGAAAAACCUGCUUCAAAGGCUGGAAACUGGAAUAUCAGGGCUACCUAAUGGCUGGACACCAUAAUCAGCAAGCUGGUUCCACAUACACGUGCGUUGACAAGAAUCCUGAGACCCUGCGUGGCGGCCAUGCUGAUGAAAAUGGCUACCUGUUUUAUUUCGUAGAAGCUCAUUGCGGUUCACUGAAAUGUCCACCAUAUUUUCAGGGAAGAGAAAUUGUAUGUGCGGUUUGUUCCAAAAAGUAA